Neogale vison (American mink) is the source of this 5033-nucleotide messenger RNA. It is a transcript of the gene MTSS1, whose product is annotated as MTSS I-BAR domain containing 1. Bases 511 to 2790 code for a protein of 759 amino acids. Gene Ontology annotation, biological process: adherens junction maintenance; plasma membrane organization; positive regulation of actin filament bundle assembly. The transcript is spliced from 15 exons. NCBI's taxonomy places the organism in Eukaryota, Metazoa, Chordata, Mammalia, Carnivora, Mustelidae. Gene Ontology annotation, molecular function: actin binding; phospholipid binding. Gene Ontology annotation, cellular component: cytoplasmic side of plasma membrane; actin cytoskeleton. The record is from RefSeq and is a predicted model, not a curated record.
GGGGCCGGGCGCGCAGGAGUGAAAAGGAGGCGGCGGCCGCGGCUGCGAGCAACAGAUCCGGACGCCGCGAGCAGACGCGUUCUGCUGUUGGGCGAUUUUUUUUUUUUAAUUUCAAAAAAUAUUAUUAAAUUAGAAAAUCCUGCAUUUUUAAAUGGCCCUGGCCCCAGGACAGCGGGCGGUUUUCUCUGCUUCAAGAUGGGCUUUGCUGUUUCUGUCGUGGGCACCAGUGGUGGCCUGAUUGUCAGUCUUCUCCGGGCAUUUUUAAGGCCAGGAGCCGAGCACUGCAUGUAGGCGAAUCACCCCGCAGAGCAGUUUGGCUUUUAAAAUUAUUGUUAGUAUUUGGGGCAGAGGACAGCCGAUCUUGGGCACUUCGUCCCCUCUGCAGACGAGGCUGUGAGUCGGAGGUGGGUCGCCGGGAGAGUGGAAUUGCUCGCGGGUGAGCGAGCCCCGGCCCCGCGCACGGUCCAGGCGGCCCCGAGUGUGUGUCCUCUCCCUGCCGGCGCCGGGAAAAUGGAGGCUGUGAUUGAGAAGGAAUGCAGCGCGCUCGGAGGCCUCUUCCAGACCAUCAUCAGCGACAUGAAGGGGAGCUAUCCAGUGUGGGAAGAUUUCAUAAACAAAGCAGGAAAGCUACAGUCCCAGCUUCGGACCACAGUAGUAGCAGCAGCUGCCUUCCUGGACGCCUUUCAGAAAGUGGCUGACAUGGCCACCAACACACGUGGUGGCACCAGGGAGAUUGGCUCCGCCCUGACCAGGAUGUGCAUGAGACACAGGAGCAUAGAAACCAAGCUCAGGCAGUUCUCCAGUGCUUUGAUUGAUUGUCUGAUAAACCCGCUUCAAGAGCAGAUGGAAGAAUGGAAGAAAGUGGCCAACCAGCUGGAUAAAGACCACGCGAAAGAAUAUAAAAAAGCUCGCCAAGAGAUAAAAAAGAAAUCCUCAGAUACGCUGAAACUGCAGAAGAAAGCAAAAAAAGUGGACGCUCUCGGGCGAGGCGAUAUCCAGCCUCAGUUGGACAGCGCUCUCCAGGAUGUCAACGACAAGUACCUCUUGCUGGAAGAGACAGAGAAGCAGGCGGUCCGGAAGGCUUUGAUUGAGGAGCGUGGUCGGUUCUGUACCUUCAUCUCCAUGCUGCGGCCAGUGAUCGAAGAAGAAAUCUCAAUGCUAGGGGAGAUCACUCACCUUCAGACCAUAUCAGAAGAUCUGAAAAGCCUGACCAUGGACCCUCAUAAGCUGCCCUCCUCAAGCGAACAGGUGAUUCUGGACCUGAAAGGCUCUGAUUACAGCUGGUCGUACCAGACGCCGCCCUCUUCCCCCAGCACGACCAUGUCCCGCAAGUCCAGCGUCUGCAGCAGCCUGAACAGCGUCAAUAGCAGUGACUCGCGCUCCAGCGGCUCCCACUCCCACUCCCCCAGUUCCCACUACCGCUACCGCAGCUCCAACCUGGCCCAGCAGGCACCCGUCCGCCUGUCCAGCGUGUCCUCCCACGACUCAGGAUUCAUUUCCCAGGACGCUUUCCAGUCCAAGUCACCAUCCCCCAUGCCGCCAGACGCCCCCAACCAGUUGUCUAACGGGUUUUCUCACUGUAGUUUGCCAAGUGAGUCCCAUGUGGGGCUCGUGGGGGCAAGCCUUUCCCCUCAUUGCCCGCCUGCCUCCCGCCUGCUCCCUCGGGUCACCUCUGUCCACCUUCCAGACUUCGCUCAUUGUCACACCAUUGGGCCCGGCAUGUUCCCGUCAUCUCAGAUCCCUAGCUGGAAGGACUGGGCCAAGCCCGGACCUUACGAUCAGCCUCUGGUGAACACCCUGCAGCGCCGCAAAGAGAAGCGGGAGCCGGACCCCAAUGGAGGAGGACCCACCGCCGUGGGUGGCGCGCCUGCAGCGGCCGAGGAGGCUCAGAGACCACGGAGCAUGACCGUGUCAGCUGCCAACAGGCCUGGUGAGGAGAUGGAGGCGUGCGAGGAGCUGGCGCUGGCCCUGUCGCGGGGCCUCCAGCUGGACACCCAGAGGAGCAGCCGGGACUCGCUGCAGUGCUCCAGUGGCUACAGCACGCAGACCACCACGCCGUGCUGCUCCGAGGACACCAUCCCCUCCCAAGUUUCAGAUUAUGAUUAUUUCUCUGUAAGUGGCGACCAGGAGGCAGAUCAGCAGGAGUUUGACAAAUCCUCCACCAUCCCGAGAAACAGUGACAUUAGCCAGUCCUACCGACGGAUGUUCCAGGCCAAGCGCCCGGCCUCAACGGCUGGCCUCCCCACCACCCUCGGACCUGCUAUGGUCACCCCAGGGGUUGCCACCAUCCGACGGACCCCUUCCACGAAGCCUUCUGUCCGCCGGGGGACCAUCGGAGCUGGUCCCAUCCCCAUCAAGACACCCGUGAUCCCGGUCAAGACCCCAACUGUCCCAGACCUCCCCGGGGUGUUGCCCGCACCUCCGGAUGGGCCAGAGGAGAGGGGUGAGCACAGCCCCGAGUUGCCCUCUGUGGGUGAGGGCCCCCCGGGUGUCACCAGCAUGCCCUCCUCCAUGUGGAGUGGCCAAGCCUCCGUCAACCCUCCUCUCCCAGGCCCGAAGCCAAGUAUCCCCGAGGAGCACAGACAGGCGAUUCCAGAGAGCGAGGCCGAAGACCAGGAGAGGGAUCCCUCAAGUGCCACUGCUUCCCCAGGCCGGAUCCCGGAGAGUGACGCUGCAGACCUGAGCCCCAGAGAUACUCCGCAAGGGGAAGACAUGCUGAACGCCAUCCGUAGGGGCGUGAAGCUGAAGAAGACCACGACAAACGACCGCUCCGCCCCCCGCUUCUCAUAGGCUCUCAUGGGCUCCCCAGAAAUGCUGCCAGUGGGGGAGGAACUGUUCAAUCCAUAAAACCUAAUUUGUCUCAAUCCAUUCCAAUCUAUAAUCAGACAAAAGAUUUUGUAGGCAACUCAGAACACAGCUCUUUUGAAAGUACGCGACACCUUUAGUUAAGAAUUAAAAGUAACAUACGUAACUGACGUACCUUUGAUCUUUUAAUUUGUAAAUAUUGACCAUUUUCUUUCUGCACAUUUUAAUCUUAGUUUCCCUUUUGAUUUUUCUGAAGGUGCCAAAUUCCAUUUAACUUUUUUACAAGUCUUUGUAAAAUUUUAAAUGCAUAAUGGGUGGGGGGGCGGUUGGGGCAGGGGAAACACAAAGUAGUUAAUUUCAGAAAAAAGGAUAACUCUACUUUAGCCUUUUCUUUUCUCUCCUUUUUUCCUGCAAGCUUUUGUAGAUGCAGUGUAGUAGUCUGGCUUAGAAGCAAAUUCAAGUUAUUUUAAUGUACAGACAAAAUGGAUCAAGGGGUAAAAAUCUUCCUUUACAUGUAGUACGUUCUGGCUGAGAAAAGCAGGAGUAACAAUUGAGCAAUAUUCAGAGUGAAGUAAAUCUGGAAAUGGUAGACUCUGUUGGGAUUGGGGGGAGGGCCAUGGGAGGGGCACACUGUCAGCAUAGCCGAUCCUGUUAACAUGUAAGAGUAGCCUCGUAGGUUGAAUUUCUAGUAGCUUCAUGGUAAAUGCAUCCGAAUAAGCCAUACUGGAUUGCAGUGUUUGUUUCUUUAGGGUGUUUAAGGACUUCCUUUCUCCCACGAUUCCUCCUGACUGUACACAGCACCCACCUCCAGUCCGAGCAUGCUGCCGCCCCCGGGUAGACCCAGAGCCCCCCACUUCAGUUCCUCGUCUCUUGUGCCCAUGUUCAUUGAAUCCAAACACAUCCAAAAAGGGUAAGGCAGUUUUAAAAAUGUGAAAACAUUUUAAAAUGAUAGCAGGGAAUUCUUAGAUAUAGCCAAUGCCUUUUACUUAACCGUGCCCAGCAGGCUGGGUGCGUUGAAAAGCCCAAAUAUUUUGAACAAACUCGAACGGAUCUAACAAGGGUAACCAGCUUGGAAUCUAGCAACUUGCCAAUGUGUUUACUGAUCUGGGGGCUUGUUUUUCUUCUCUUCUUUUAAAUAAGUGGCAGUUAAUUGGCAUCAUACCAAACAUUGAAGAAUGGAGGAUUUAUUUAUUGUCACUGGGAAUCUGACCACUAUAAUUGUCCUUUUUUUUUUUUUUUUUUUUGUAUUCUAGGUAAUGUUUUUUGGAAUGGACUUAUGUCUUUUCUUUUUUAAGUGCAAGUUAAAUUUGUUCUAAUGCCCAUUCCCUAAAGCCAACAGAGAUUUGUAGAUAUAAAGGGAUCUUGUUUGGAGAAGGCAACAGAGGUCUGAAAAAAAACAAGCAAGUCCCUUAGCACUUGGGUCCGUUUCUCUUGAAGAAAGCGGAGCUUGGGGGGGGUCCCACAGACCCUGCAGGUCUCUGUUGGCUCGACUCUUCAAUUACAUAAUCUUAUGCUUUAAUACAUAACUGCAUUGGAUGUGAGAGUAAUGUACCUGUAUAGUCACUGUUCUAUAUAUUAACAUUUAACACUGCUGUGAUUGCUCAAGGGCAUUUUAUGUUAUGGCUUUAAAGCAAAGGCAUGAUUAUUAGAAAACUAUUUAAGCUUUUUUUUCCUUUGAAAAACAAGCUCCUUCUACAGAAUAUAAGCAACAGUAGUGCCUGUGGUUUAGCCCACCAAUCUUGAUGACUAAAAGUAGCUGAUGCAUUGUGCAUAUGAUGCUUGAGAUGGUUUUUGCAAAAGCAGAAAUCACUGCAAGGUAAUUAAUUACAAUAGAUAAAAGUGGUAUUUUAAACCUUUGAAAUAAAUGGAUGUAACUGUACCUUGGUACAGCUUUCACUUGUUUAGUUUUUAAACGUUAGUAUAAUCUGAAUAAAUUUAAUAUAAAAUGUUGCCAAAUUCAAUGUAGAAAGAAUGUGACAACACACCUUGGGUAGUUCUGUUUGUGUUUUUGCAUAUUGUAAAAGCAGUGUCACAGCUAAAAAUAAAGACAUCGUUUCUAAAGGUAAAUUAUUGUGGUUUAGUUGCUAGUUUGUACUGAGAGUUGACCUCUCCCUGUGCAGUUUUUUUGUUCUAAACUUGUAUGAAUAACAAUCGUGUAUGUGUCUCCCUUCUACCUUGUAACAAUUGCUUCAGCCUACACUAUAAAUAAAGAACCACUAGAAAAAGUC